Pieris rapae (cabbage white) is the source of this 754-nucleotide messenger RNA. RefSeq lists its product as uncharacterized. The record is from RefSeq and is a predicted model, not a curated record. The transcript has a single exon. The coding region runs from base 56 to 745 and encodes 229 amino acids. Lineage: Eukaryota; Metazoa; Arthropoda; Insecta; Lepidoptera; Pieridae.
GUGAUAAAUUAUAAACAAAAAAUAAUGAAACUAUGAAGUUUUGGAAAUAAUUAAAAUGGAUUUGCAAGUAAUUUCGGACAAAACUAAAAUAAGAGAAAUUGAAGAUGUAAUAGAAAUACAAAAAGCCUCUGGCAAUAUAAACACCCGUCAGGUUUCAUUUCUUCUUCCGUCCGAUACAGAGAGUACACUUUCCGCUAACAUUGCUAAAAGUUUAGACAGUGGUCUGUCUCGAUCUAAAUGUGAACUGCAGCGUUCUAAAAAACUGCAAAAGAAAAAGAAGAAGUCAUGCCGAACACUUUUGCCCGAUGUUGUAUCUUGGCCGAGUGAUUCAGAUAUAACAGUUUUGCGAAUGAAGAUGCGUUUGGAUAAGAAUAUUAAUAACAAUACCUUGAUUCCUGGUGACGGCCUUCACCAAGCAAAUAGUUCUUCAAUGGUUAAUUUAGCAACGUUGAUGUUGCAAUCUCCACAGCAUUCGAAACAUAGUGUGCAUGAAGAAAUGCUUUUUCCUUUGUCUUCUUGGGAAGGAUCAGAAGUAAAGAAAGAAUAUAAAACACCUAGUUAUUCCUAUCAAAGUACGGUUCUAAUGACAUCAUGCAGUCAAAUUCAGGGGAAUAAUUUCUUAAAGAAUAAUAAUUUUACUGAUUUGGACACGAAAUCAAAAAUUGCAAGAUUUUUUCGCCUCUAUUUUUGCCCAUGUUGCAGCUGUUUGUAUAAUAUUGAGAAAUUAAGGGAUGAGUCAACGUAAAAAUCGAAA